Messenger RNA from Castor canadensis (American beaver), 2049 nucleotides. NCBI's taxonomy places the organism in Eukaryota, Metazoa, Chordata, Mammalia, Rodentia, Castoridae. The record is from RefSeq and is a predicted model, not a curated record.
GCGUGCAGAGGCCACACCUCAGCAAGAUGGAGCGGGUGGUCGUCAGCAUGCAGGAUCCAGACCAGGGCGUGAAGAUGCGGACCCAGCGCCUGUUCAUCGCCGUCAUUCCCCACGCGGUGGCAGGCAGCGACGUAGUGGAGUGGCUGGUCCAGAAGUUCUGCAUCUCCAAGGAGGAGGCCCUGCACCUGGGCACCCUCCUGACGCAGCAUGGCUACAUUUACCCGCUGCGUGAUCCCCGAAGCCUGGCGCUCAGGCCAGAUGAGACCCCCUACAGGUUCCAGACACCGUACUUCUGGACAAGCAUUCUGUGGCCAGCUACUGAGCUGGACUAUGCCAUCUACCUGGCCAAGAAGAACAUCCAAAAACAGGGGGCCCUGGUGAACCAUGAGAAGGAGCACUAUGACCAGCUGCACAAGAAGAUUAACCACACGUGGGACCUGGUAGUGAUGCAGGCACGAGAGCAGCUGCGGGCAGCUAAGCAGCGCAGGAAGGGGGACAGGCUGGUCAUCGCGUGCCAGGAGCAGACAUACUGGCUGGUGAACAGGCCCCCGCCCGGGGUCCUUAACGUUCUGGAACAGGGUCCAGAGAGGGGAUCUUCCAUGGCCCGUCAAAUGCAGAUGACCCAGAGCUCGGAUUUCUAUAAACAGGAGAUUGAGUGUUACAGGAAGGCGCUGGGCAGGACCCGGGUGAAGUCCUCUAUCUGCCUUGAGGCGUACCUGAAGUUCAGCAGUCAGCGUGGCCCACAUGACCCCAUCAUGUCAGGGUGUCUGCCCAGCAACCCCUGGAUCACAGAGGACAUUACCUACUGGGCCAUGAAUGCACCCACGGUGGCUGCACCCACAAAGCUCAGAGUGGAGCGAUGGGGCUUCAGCUUCCGGGAGCUCCUGGACGACCCUGUGGGGCGGGCCCACUUCAUGGACUUUCUCCUAAAGGAGUUUAGUGCGGAAAACCUCAGCUUCUGGGAGGCGUGUGAGCAGCUUCGCUUUGGUGGACAAGCCCAGAUACCCACCCUGGUGGACGCUGUGUACCAGCAAUUCUUGGCCCCCGGAGCUGCCCGAUGGGUCAACAUUGACAGCCAGACAAUGGAGCGGACCCUAGAGGGGCUGCGUGAGCCCCACCGCUAUGUUCUGGAUGACGCACAACUGCACAUCUACAUGCUCAUGAAGAAGGACUCCUACCCGAGGUUCCUGAAGUCUGACACGUAUAAGGGCCUGCUGACAGAUGCUGUGAUCCCACUAGAGACAAGGCGGAGUCCCUUCUCACCCACAGAGCAUUCCCAUUCAUGCGGAAGCCUUGCUCUCCUUCCAACCUCUGAGGAGCCCACUGCAGCCAGCAGCCCUACAGGUGGUGAUGGGAAGGCCUAGAUGGAGCUCACCUCAUUGCCUCUUGCCCUGCUGCCCCACACCGUGUGACUCUGGGGUCACACUUCCCUGAGCACUGCCGAGUCCCCAGCACUAAUGUCCCAGUGCCCAGAGGUCCUAGUCACACCACAGUAAGGCAGAAGCCUCUCACCAGAUAAACCCUCCCCUGUCCAGAAGGAAAUGAUCCAGCUGAUUCCCAGGGAGGGAGUUCAUUGGCUCAGGUUGGCUGGGGCAGGAUCCGUCACAGGAAGAAGGGUGAGGCCAAGGCCCCUCAGAUCACUGGCAUUCUGUGGUCUUCAGUUCAGCAUUGGGUGUCAUUUAAGUUAGUCAGGUACACACACUUUUCAUGUGAAGAGGAACCAAAGGUCUAGGGGUACCCUGCCUGUUCAGGAGAGCUGUCACCACCCCCGUGACCCUAUUUCAACUGAGGACAGGUUGAGUGUCUUCUCACUCAGCAGACUGUGCCAGCAGGUACCACCUUCACCUGUUGCACAUGGUGUCCUUUUCCAUCUGGCCCUUGCUUCUAUACCAGAUUUGUACAUAGGUGACUCCAUGUUGUUGGCUUGACCAUGAUGCUCCCACUCGUGUGGUGGAGCUGGUACACAGUGUUCCUGUCCAAGCCAUCCUUUGUGCCACUGUCAUGAUUCCCCCUCCCUGAAGUGCUCCCUGCCAUCAUGCCAGAAGUAGA